AUGGCCUUCCACAAAUCAUCCCAAAACAUCACCCUCAAAGACAACCACAUCCUAACCGGAAACUGCCGAACCCGCAAGAAUGCAUGGCUGUAUUCUGAGAUCGAUCUGAAUAAGUAUCUGGGUAAUGUGAAUGGGAAAUUCCACUGGGGCGAUAACUCCUUUACAAAAAGCGCAUCGCAGGUUCAUCUAGCUUUGGAAGGAGGGGAGGGGAGGCCAAUGUUACAUGCGCAGUUGAAUGAUCGGCAUGGGGGUGUACAAUCUGCGUCUGUGGAUUUGGGGGAGAGUAUCCGGAAUGAGGGGGGUGAGUUGGUGUUUCGACCUGUUGGGUCUUGA
Aspergillus wentii DTO 134E9 is the source of this 333-nucleotide messenger RNA. Its product is annotated as CVNH domain-containing protein. Lineage: Eukaryota; Fungi; Ascomycota; Eurotiomycetes; Eurotiales; Aspergillaceae. The coding region runs from base 1 to 333 and encodes 110 amino acids. The record is from RefSeq and is a predicted model, not a curated record. The transcript has 2 exons.